Molecule: messenger RNA, 1499 nt
Organism: Nelumbo nucifera (sacred lotus)
Lineage: Eukaryota; Viridiplantae; Streptophyta; Magnoliopsida; Proteales; Nelumbonaceae
Source: RefSeq, a predicted model, not a curated record
GCACUCCGAAAGCAGAUGACCGUGGGAGAAGUCUCACUACGUGGUACGGACUUGAAUUAAAUCUUAUCAUCUCCCCCUUUUUAUUGUAACGGGAGAUCAUCAAGUUACAGUAGUUGCUUAGAAUAGUCGGUCACGGCAGACCCAAACUCAUCCUCUCUCACACUCACAACACAAUGGAAGGUGGGCUUCCCUUGCUCAACUGCCUCUUACAGCAAACAUUGAGAAGUCUCUGUUCAUAUUCAGACCCUUCCAAUUCUUCUUCUUCUUCUUCUUCUUCAAAGUGGGUAUAUGCAGUGUUUUGGAGGAUCGUGCCUCGGAACUAUCCCCCUCCAAAAUGGGAUUAUGGAGGAAGUGCUCUUGAUCGCUCCAAAGGAAACAAAAGGAAUUGGAUUCUUGUAUGGGAAGAUGGGUUCUGCGAUUUCCAUGAAUGCGAGCGAGAAGGGAGCGGGUCUGUGAAGGGGAGGUUUGGUGCUGAUAUCUUCUUUAAAAUGUCUCACGAGGUCUACAGCUACGGAGAAGGAUUAGUGGGAAAAGUUGCUGCAGACAACAGUCACAAAUGGGUAUUUAGGGAAAAGCAACCUGAGAGCGAUCCCAACUGCGUGUCCUCUUGGACUGGAUCGACCGACCCUCAACCUAGACAAUGGGAGUUGCAGUUCAAUUCAGGUAUUCAGACUAUAGCAGUCAUUUCAGUAAGAGAAGGCAUCAUUCAACUUGGUUCGCUAGAUAAGAUUCCGGAAGAUCUCAACUUGGUGAUCAGCGUUCAGAGGAAAUUCAGCUAUCUGCAGAGUAUACCCGGUGUCUUGGCGAUGCAGAGACCCUAUCCACCCAUCCAACAUUCAAACACCAUAACACACAACAGCUAUGUGAUGGACAACAACGAGAGCGCCGAGGACCAGAGGAACGUAUCAAGCGGGAAGAGAUGCCUUGGUGAGAGGCUUGAGGAAUUGCCGAUCAAAUCCGUCAAUUUGGGCUGGAACAGCCCACAGACGGGCAUUGGAAAUGGAGCACGGCCCUUUUGGCAAAUCCCUCCUCUCUUGCCCCCAAUGUCUUGGAGUCUGGGAGCUCUUUUAUCUAAACUACCGUCUGUGUUCCCCUUGCAUAACACCGUCGAAUCCUCUGCAACAGCCAUUGACACCAACAUUAGCUCUACAGCAGGUUAUCAAAAAACAAAGAUGAAUGCAGGUAAGUCAUGCCAAAUCUCUGAUAUAAAACUAGAGCCCGGCUUUGAAGAAGAAAAGCCCAAAAUACUAAACCAGAAUUCGAGCUUGAAAUAUCAAACCCAAACAGUGGUUGCAGUUGAGAAGCCAGAGGCAAGGGGAAGGUGAGUUAAACUCGAUUAAUUAGUAACGGGGAAGCUUCAUUAAAUAAGGGAAAGAAAGGAUUUGGUGUAAUAUUUGGCGUUUUGUCGAAUUGGCUUAAGUGGAUAAAUGUGCUUUUGGUGUUCAAAAUGAAAUGUUAUUAAAUAAUAUAAUCGUGGAUACAUAGAUAUGUUUUGUCUU